AUGAAAAUGGAAAUCAGUCCAGAUGAUGCGAUAACCGGACGGUUGUGGUUUUGCCUCUUUUUUCUUCUUCCCAUCACUUUUAAAAGCAUCACAGACUUACUACUGAACGACAUGACUUGCUAUUCUUGA
Caenorhabditis briggsae is the source of this 129-nucleotide messenger RNA. The transcript has 2 exons. NCBI's taxonomy places the organism in Eukaryota, Metazoa, Nematoda, Chromadorea, Rhabditida, Rhabditidae. The record is from RefSeq and is a predicted model, not a curated record. The coding region runs from base 1 to 129 and encodes 42 amino acids.